AUGUCGGCAGCUUCCGAAGAGCAGCCGGAGCCUGUACUGCCCGAGCCUGUACUGCCUGAGCCGGCGCCUGCGGCGACUCUUCCGACACACCGGUAUCGGUGGUCAGCGGCUUUGUGCAGAUCGGAGACGCACAAAUUCGCGCGGGGAGUCUCCUUUAGGGACCUAGUGGAGGAGAACCAGGUGCUGAUGCAAGAAGGGGAGCUCAGACUCAAAGGAGGGUGCCAAGCUCUUCCGCCUGUGCACACGGAGCAGGUGCUCCUAACGAAGGCGGACUAUGCUCGGCCCUUUGCGGAGACGGUGCUGGCCGUGUGCGAGGUGGACACUUUGACGGCAGCGCUGCAGCUCAACGCCUGCGCACUGAACUUCGCCAACGCAGAGACGCCAGGAGGCGGCUACCUACAUGGCGCCAGGGCGCAGGAGGAGGACUUGUGCCGACUCCUGCCGCAGCUACACCCAUCGCUGGUGCAGGCUGACGUGCAGGGCCUCUACCCCAUCAAGCCGCAUGCGGCCCUCCUGACGCAGAAUUUGCUGGCAGUACGUCGGCCUGGCAGCUACGAGCUUUGCAGCUGUCUGGGUAGCUGUACCAUGGUCACCGCGGCCAUGCCAAAUCGAUAUCCUGCGCCAAACACUGCGGAGUGGCGGGACACUGUGGCCACGCGCAUUCGCGCAGUGCUGCACGCAGCGGCGGUGUCCGGGCACAGCAAGCUGGUGCUGGGUGCCUGGGGAUGUGGUGCCUUCGGCAACCCCCCGAAGCAGGUGGCGCAGCUCUUCAAGGAGCAGCUUGCCUCCCCGGACUUCCGCGGUGUCUUUGACACCAUCGCCUUCGCCAUCAUCGACCCCCGGGGCGAUGGUAACCUCCGGCCCUUCCGGGAAGUCUUGAUGACGUUGGCUGAGUAA
Messenger RNA from Effrenium voratum, 897 nucleotides. The record is from the annotation of a GenBank genome assembly. NCBI's taxonomy places the organism in Eukaryota, Dinophyceae, Suessiales, Symbiodiniaceae.